Messenger RNA from Pelobates fuscus (common spadefoot toad), 2143 nucleotides. It is a transcript of the gene ALDH1A2, whose product is annotated as aldehyde dehydrogenase 1 family member A2. Bases 227 to 1783 code for a protein of 518 amino acids. The transcript has 13 exons. Gene Ontology annotation, molecular function: aldehyde dehydrogenase (NAD+) activity. NCBI's taxonomy places the organism in Eukaryota, Metazoa, Chordata, Amphibia, Anura, Pelobatidae. The record is from RefSeq and is a predicted model, not a curated record.
AUAGGAUGGACUAAGCCCCCACCCAGGCCCUACCCCAAUAUCCAAUAAGAACAGGCUGAGACUGACACCUGCCUAUAUUACUGCGGAGCAGAGGAAACUCUUGCACACUCAUCUUUUCCCACCGCAAACAAAUAUUAAGUCAGUGGAACAAGGGGUGGGGGGAAAAUAGAGGAACAGGGGAAAGGAGUGAGGGAAAAAUAAAGAGAUCUCUUUACAUCAGCCAGCUAUGACUUCCAGUAAGAUUGAAAUGCCUGGAGAGGUGAAGACUGAUCCUGCAGCCCUAAUGGCAUCUUUACAUCUUCUGCCUCUACCUACCUCCAACCUGGAAGUGAAGCACACCAAGAUUUUCAUCAACAAUGAAUGGCAGAAUUCAGAGAGUGGAAAGGUCUUUCCAGUGUACAAUCCAGCGACAGGAGAGCAGAUUUGUGAAGUUCAAGAAGCUGAAAAGGCUGAUGUAGACAAAGCAGUGAGUGCUGCCCGCUUGGCUUUCUCUUUGGGCUCAGUUUGGAGGAGAAUGGACGCAUCAGAACGUGGGCGACUCUUGGACAAAUUGGCUGAUCUAGUGGAAAGGGAUAGAGCUGUUCUUGCUACCCUUGAAUCUCUAAACAGUGGGAAGCCAUUUUUACAGUCUUUUUAUGUGGAUCUUCAAGGUGUUAUCAAGACAUUCCGGUAUUAUGCUGGCUAUGCAGACAAGAUACAUGGAAUGACUAUCCCAGCCGAUGGCGAUUAUUUUACUUUUACCAGACACGAGCCCAUUGGAGUGUGUGGACAGAUCAGUCCAUGGAACUUUCCCCUCUUGAUGUUUGCGUGGAAGGUGGCCCCUGCACUGUGCUGUGGGAAUACAGUGGUAAUCAAACCUGCUGAGCAAACCCCUCUCACUGCACUGUAUAUGGGAGUCCUGAUUAAAGAGGCUGGAUUUCCACCAGGAGUCAUUAAUAUUUUGCCAGGCUAUGGUCCAACUGCAGGCGCAGCGAUCUCUUCUCACCCUGGCAUAGAUAAAAUAGCUUUCACUGGGUCGACCGAGGUUGGUAAGCUUAUCCAAGAAGCGGCUGGAAAAAGUAACUUGAAGAGGGUGACUCUUGAGUUGGGAGGAAAGAGCCCCAACAUAAUCUUUGCAGAUGCUGAUUUGGAUUAUGCAGUGGAGCAAGCACAUCAAGGUGUCUUUUUCAACCAAGGCCAGUGCUGUACUGCAGGUUCUCGUACAUUUGUAGAGGAGUCUAUUUAUGAUGAAUUUGUACAAAAAAGUGUCGAACGUGCAAAGAGAAGGGUAGUCGGCAGCCCAUUUGACCCAACAACAGAACAAGGACCCCAGACUGAUAAGAAACAAUAUAACAAAAUCUUGGAACUUAUCCAGAGUGGAAUUGCCGACGGUGCUAAACUGGAAUGUGGUGGAAAGGCACUCGGCAGAAAAGGACUGUUCAUUGAACCAACAGUGUUCUCAAAUGUGACUGACGACAUGCGAAUUGCCAAAGAGGAGAUUUUUGGACCUGUCCAGCAAAUACUAAGAUUUAAAACUACAGAAGAAGUCAUCGAGAGGGCCAACAACUCUGACUAUGGCCUAGUGGCAGCGGUCUUCACGAAUGACAUAAACAAGGCACUCACGGUAUCUUCUGCAAUACAAGCUGGGACUGUGUGGAUAAACUGCUACAAUGCACUAAAUGCUCAGAGUCCAUUUGGAGGAUACAAAAUGUCGGGCAAUGGAAGAGAAAUGGGAGAAUAUGGUCUGAGGGAGUACACCGAAUCAAAAACUGUGACAAUAAAGAUCCCCCAAAAGAACUCCUAAGAAUGAUUUCAAAUCUAUCAAGAUCUUGUUAGAAUGACUAUUUUCUACAGAGUUUAGAAUUUCAGCAUUACUCAAUUCACCUUCACAAUUUUACUUGAGCGAGAGUUGAUGCAUGCUCAGAUAUUUAUUCUUUGUAGUAAAUCUAGACUGUUUUAUCUUGUAAAAAUGUAUCUGGACCUGUCCUCAGGAAUAAAGCAUCCCGUCAUAUAUAUUUAAGCAGUUUCUAUACAUACAGUCUAAAGAUUGGUUAAGUAACUCAUAUUUUAAUGUCUUCAUAAAUUUCUUCAAAAUUUUAACCUUUUUAUUGUACCUACAGUAGGUUUUUAUUUUAAUAUGAAGCCCAUACAUAUUUGUCUUUGU